Acanthopagrus latus (yellowfin seabream) is the source of this 4192-nucleotide messenger RNA. RefSeq names its product ubiquitin carboxyl-terminal hydrolase 22-like. The coding region runs from base 403 to 1971 and encodes 522 amino acids. The transcript has 14 exons. NCBI's taxonomy places the organism in Eukaryota, Metazoa, Chordata, Actinopteri, Spariformes, Sparidae. The record is from RefSeq and is a predicted model, not a curated record. Gene Ontology annotation, molecular function: zinc ion binding; cysteine-type deubiquitinase activity. Gene Ontology annotation, biological process: protein deubiquitination.
AAAUCACGGUGUACGCUGGGCGGGCAUUGUGAAGCUGUAGUUGAGUGUUAGCAGGCUAACUAGAGAAAGAAAGCUAACUAAUCGUGAGAGUGGAAGUGGAGCUAACGUUAAAGGAAAAGGCAACUGUCAAAACAGCACGGGGAGCAGAGAUUCCAGUGAAGUGAUACUUCCGUUAGUUGACUACAUGAACAGAUUUGUAGGAAGUUGAUCAAAGAGCGUGUUUGUCAGAUGCCCGAGGAGCAUUUUGGAUACUACAUCGAUUGUCCCAUUUCCAAACGGAAACCAUUUCUGGACAGACAGUUUCGUGCUUGCUAGCUAGCUAGCUAGCUAGCUAGCCAAGUGAAUCAUCCAGGAGACUUUUCAUUGUCACCUAUAAAACCCAAACUGAAUGUUUUGUCUGUCAUGAGUCCGGCCGGGUGCUCCCAUGUGAACGGUUAUAAGGUGGAUAAUUGGAAACAAAAUCUUCGAGUCAUAUACCAAUGCUUUGUGUGGAGUGGUACUGCUGAGACGAGGAGACGCAAGGUGCUUCAGAGUGAUGCAGGAUGGACAGAGCUGGCCAAGUCGUGUAUCUGUCACAUGUGUGGCGCCCACCUCAACCGGCUCCACUCUUGUCUCUACUGCGUCUUUUUUGGCUGCUUCACGAAGAAACACAUCCACGAGCACGCAAAAAACAAGAGACACAAUCUAGCGAUAGACUUAUUAUACGGCGGAAUAUAUUGUUUUGUGUGUCAAGACUACAUAUACGACAAAGACAUGGAGCAGAUUGCCAAAGAGGAGCAGAGGAAAGCCUGGAAAUUGCAAGGCAUUGGGGAGAAAUACACGACGUGGGAGCCGACCAAGAGGGAGUUAGAGUUAUUACGACACAAUCCAAAGCGGAGGAAAAUCACUACGAACUGUACCAUAGGUUUACGAGGGUUAAUAAACCUGGGCAACACAUGUUUCAUGAACUGUAUCGUCCAGGCCCUCACACACACGCCGCUGCUGCGAGACUUCUUUCUCUCCGACAGACACAAGUGCGAGAUGCAAUCAAACUCCUGUCUGGUGUGUGAGAUGUCGCAGCUCUUUCAGGAGUUCUACUCGGGUCACCGUUCACCUCACAUUCCCUUCCGGCUGCUGCACCUGGUGUGGACUCAUGCACGUCACCUCGCAGGCUACGAGCAGCAAGACGCCCACGAGUUCCUCAUCGCAGCGUUGGAUGUACUACACAGGCACUGCAAAGGGGACACCAUCAGAGACGACAACGGGAAGAAGGCCAACAAUCCAAACCACUGUAACUGCAUCAUUGACCAAAUCUUCACUGGGGGCCUGCAAUCAGAUGUGACCUGUCAAGUUUGUCAUGGGGUUUCCACGACAAUAGAUCCAUUCUGGGACAUCAGUCUGGACCUUCCUGGCUCAUCGACGCCUUUCUGGCCCCUCAGUCCUGGAGGGGAUGGCAGCACAGUGAACGGAGAGAGCCACCUGUCAGGGUCCACCACGCUCACAGACUGCCUACGCAGGUUUACCCGGCCUGAGCAUCUAGGAAGCAGUGCCAAAAUCAAGUGCGGCGGUUGCCAUAGUUACCAGGAGUCCACCAAACAGCUGACAAUGAAGAAGCUCCCCAUCGUAGCAUGUUUUCAUCUCAAACGGUUUGAGCACUCUGCUAAACUGCGGAGGAAGAUCACUACAUAUGUUUCCUUCCCUCUAGAGUUGGACAUGACCCCAUUCAUGGCAUCCAGUAAAGAGAGCAGAAUGAACGGGCAGUAUCAACAGACGGUUGAUGUAUUAAACAACGACAAUAAGUAUUCCUUGUUUGCGGUGGUCAACCACCAAGGCACAUUAGAGAGUGGCCACUACACCAGCUUCAUCCGCCAGCACAAAGACCAGUGGUUCAAAUGUGAUGACGCCAUAAUCACCAAGGCCAGCAUUAAGGAUGUACUCGAUAGUGAAGGGUAUCUCUUAUUCUACCAUAAACAGUUCCUCGAGUACGAGUAGUCUCUGCGACCACUGACCACAAAGAACCACUGCUUCUAACGCGAGAGUCAAGGGGACUGGGGACAGGAUGAAAACACAAACACACAAACCUACCUGAAACUCUUUGACUUAACCAGUCUGCUCCUCCGGCUCUGGAGGAACACAAAAUAAAAUAAAAAAAAAAGACGUGUGAAAUCAUGCAACCUUUUCAAAAGAGAGAGAGAGGGAGAGAGAGGAAGAGAGAAAAAAACGAGCACUGAGCUACUUCUUGGCAUCUACUUGACUAAAGCGAAUGAAGAGGAGGAAGAGGAGGGAGGAGGAAGAGGAGGGCAUCGUCAGUUCCUGGCUUGGGCGAGGAGAGAAGAGGGCCCCCCCACACGAAACACACACACACACACACCCCUCGCUCUCUCUCUCUCCCCCUCCCUCCCCCUUUCCUGCUGCAGGGCCAGAGUCUGAGUAACCGACUGUCAUGUCGAUUGGGCACAUCUGGAUUUUCUUUUUUCUUACAGUAUUCUGAACCCACUCCCACCUCCUCCUCCCCCCCACCACACACACACACACACACACAUGCACACACAUGCACACGCACCCUCCAUCUCUCUCCCAUGGUGCUCUUGUUUCAACUGACCAAGCAUUUAACUUAGUCGCGACUGAAAAAGACAAAGUUGUCAUAUGCAUAAACGGGACUGAACGCAAAAAAAACCAACAAAAAAACAAAAAAAUAGAAUCAACGUAUUAUGAACUUUGCAAGAACAUUUUUUUUAAAAAGGUAUGGUUAUGAUUCUUAUCAUUUGUGACUUUAGUUAUGAAAAUACUGUAUGAAUCUAGUAUACAUCUAUUUUUUAAGAGCGAAGAAACACAUGGGAGAGCUCAGAGACGCUGCCUUUGCCAGUGGCUGGGGGAAGCGCUGCCAUGGAAACUAAAGCAGAUUUGGACCUGAGUGUUGCUCAUGUUCCAUUAUUUACUGUGUUGAUUGUUUUAUUUUUAAGUCUGGUUGAGGGCAGGGAAUAUCUUUUUUUUUUUUUUUUAGCAACUCAUUGAAUUUCUGAGUUUUUUUGUUUACUGUGUCUUCAUGUUUUUGUUUUUUUUUUUCUAAAAAAAAAGGUUUCGUAUGUCCCCCUCGCUGUCCUGGUACUGGAAAUGUUUGGGGUUUUUUUUUGGACGUAUUAUACUUGCAUUCUUGUGGAAUUGUUGGUAUAAUGAUGGUGAUGAUUAAAUUGGCUCACCUCUUUUUUUUUUUUUUUUUCUUUCUUUUUUUUUUUUCUUUUUUCUUUUGCUGUUUAUGAAUUGUAUGUUGAAUGUGAGCUUUGGGUAUUUCUGAACAGAACACACGAUUAACUCCAAGAUGAGGGGUCCGGUGAUGAUGAUGCGAGAAUUGCUGUGGUCGCUUCCUCAGCGAGCACCUCGAAUGCUCUGUGCAGAGGAGAGAGAGAGAGAAAAAAGGAGAAGACAAGAGCCUGUUUAACAACACUGCAUGCUACUGGGCUCUCAUGAUCUUCUGAUUUGUGAGAAAUCGCCCCUCAAUAACGCCUCGAGGCUGGGCUGCCCAUCAUGAUUUAUUUUUUUUUGUUCUGUAGUUCGGGGCUUGGACAGACGAUCACGCCAGAUAUAUAGAGGUUGAAACACAUUGCACGUUAUAUGGGCGACUGUGCGACCACAGGCUGGCUCUGAAUCCAUCAGUGUUAAUCUUCUCCAUGGCAACUGUGUGGCUGGUGUAGACCGGUGUGGUGCGUCUUGCCUCUGCAGUGCAGUAAACCCAGUGCUCUAUUCAAUCAGUAUGCUGUCGAAGUCGAGAACUUUAGAAAAAUUGCACAUACACAUCAGGGUGUUGUGGUCUGUUUUUGUUUGAAUAUCACUUGAUAGUGUCUGUAUUAAAAAGAAAAAAAAAAACUACAAAAAAAAUCACUCAUGUAAAAGAUGAGGGCUCUAACCUGUCACAAAGUUAAUGCCACAUUAAAAAAAAGAAAAAAAAAAAAAGAAAGAAAACCACAACCCCCUGGUUGUUUAGCUGCUCUGUAAUUAAAAUAAAAACAAACAUGCAUAUCCUUUGGUCUGCUGCAGAACCUCAGCUCGAAGGCAACGGUGGGUUUUCCGAACAGUGAAAUCAAAGACUUGUAAAAAAGAAAAAGGAAAAAAAAAAAAAUGGUCGCACUAUGGUUUUGAUGUAUCAUGGAGCAGUUAAGGCCACCCAAGGACAUUCAGGGACGCAGCUGAAACGAAAACAAAAAAAAAAAAAAAA